Messenger RNA from Alternaria postmessia, 762 nucleotides. RefSeq lists its product as uncharacterized. Gene Ontology annotation, molecular function: structural molecule activity; clathrin heavy chain binding. Gene Ontology annotation, cellular component: clathrin coat of coated pit; clathrin coat of trans-Golgi network vesicle; plasma membrane. NCBI's taxonomy places the organism in Eukaryota, Fungi, Ascomycota, Dothideomycetes, Pleosporales, Pleosporaceae. The transcript is spliced from 3 exons. The coding region runs from base 1 to 762 and encodes 253 amino acids. The record is from RefSeq and is a predicted model, not a curated record. Gene Ontology annotation, biological process: intracellular protein transport; clathrin coat assembly; clathrin-dependent endocytosis.
AUGGCCGACCGAUUUCCUUCGUUAGACGAGAUUGAUGCUGGCCAGACUGAAGCGCGCGGCGAUGCAGCAGACUUCGACAUUGCCGGCGAUGACAACGAUGCCAGCAACUUUCUGGACCGUGAACGCGCUCUCCUCGGAGACGAUGCCGACCAGUUUGCCUCAGAAAACGACCGGGCCGCGACGGUUGAGGAUGGCGACGAUGACCUGCUUGGGGGAGACUUCAGCCAGGCCAACGUGGGCGGCCAGGAGAUGAGCGGCUUCGAGAGCUCUUUCCCCGCCAUCGACACGACCAACGAUCACAUGGCUCCCGGCGGCACCAUCACAGGCUCCAGCUUGCCCUUCCUCCCCGGUCAACCAGCCCCAUCCUUCACCCCACAGCGAUCAGACUCACCCGAACCCGACGUCAUUCGGGAAUGGCGCGAGCGCCGCGACCUCCAGAUCCAGCACCGCGACGAGGUUUCCCACGAGCGCAAAGAGAGGACGAUCAAGGAGGCCCAGCAGAACAUUGACGACUUUUACGAGAACUACAACAACAAGAAGGACAAGGAGAUUGCCAAGACACGAAAGGAGGCUGAGGAGUUCCUCGCAAACCGCGACGACACCACUGCAGGCGGCACCAGCUGGGAGCGCAUCGCCAAGUUGGUUGAUCUGAGUGGAAAGGGCACCAAGGGCGGCGCAUCAGGUAGCGAAAAGGCCCGAUUCCGAGAACUACUGCUCAGCUUGAAGAAAGAUGAGAAGGCACCGGGUGCCACUGGAUAUUAG